UUUUUUAAAGAAUACGACACGGAAGAAAACAAACCAAACCUGUACAUAUGACAACAACGAUGACAGGAGAAACUGGAUUUUAAAUUUGUUUGAAGACACUCUGUGGCACAGUGAUUGUAGUUUAAGUAUCGUGGACCAGUACACUUAAAAGCUGCUAACAACAAUCACAACAAAGUGCAAAUUUAGCUCAAUCCCAAGUGAGGAAGAGGCUAACAGCUGCAGUGUAGUUCAAGCAGAUUGGCGCGUUUUGGAUGGAGAGCAUUGAUUAAUUAACUUGUACUGAGCAACAACAUGGACUGCAGCACGGCGGACGUGCCCAGUGAAGUGGCACAAGACCCUUCAGCUUCUGAUGACCCCUCAGAUGACGAGCCUUUGAUUAAAAAGAAAAAAGUCUCUGCACCAGCUGAGAAAGUGGAGGAAAAAGACAACACGUCACUCAAAUCAAAUGGCACAAGUGACAACAAAGCAGAUAUGAGUACAGAUGAUGACUCCGACGAUGAGCCUCUCAUAAAAAAGGACAAAAUGCCUUCAAAAGCUGCAGAGAAGCUUCGUUCAGUCCCUCUGAAAAAAAUGGUUGAUUUAAAGAAAAAAGAAUCACUGGAUGACGACGAUGACUCGGAUGAUGAACCUUUAAGUGAACUUGGCAAGAAACAGUACCCCCAACUUGAGAGAAAAUUCCCAUCUAGGACUCCUAGGAAAACAACCCCAGUCAUCAGAUCACCAAGGAACACAGCAAAAAAAGAGGGGAAUAACAGCUCCUGCUCUGAAGAAGACGUUCCUCUCUCAAAGCUCCUGGCCAAGCCAGACAGUGAAAAGAAGCAGUCACAUGAAAACACACACAGUUCCAACGUUAACUCAAAAAAGGACGAACAAGCUUCUGAUGACCCCUCAGAUGACGAGCCUUUGAUUAAAAAGAAAAAAGUCUCUGCACCAGCUGAGAAAGUGGAGGAAAAAGACAACACGUCACUCAAAUCAAAUGGCACAAGUGACAACAAAGCAGAUAUGAGUACAGAUGAUGACUCCGACGAUGAGCCUCUCAUAAGAAAGGACAAAAUGCCCUCAAAAGCUGCAGAGAAGCUUUGCUCAGUCUCUCUGAAAAGAUUGGUUGAUUUAAAGAAAAAAGAAUCACUGGACGACGAUGAUGAGUCAGAUGAGGAACCUCUGAGUAAACUUGCCAAUAAACAAUACCCCCAACGUGAGAGAAAGUCACGAUCUGGGACUCCUAGGAAAACAACCCCAGUCAUCAGAUCACCAAGGAACGCAGCAAGGAAAGAGGUUAAAUACGCAGAGACUUCCAGUGACAGCUCAGAUGAUGAACCACUGGCAACAAUGAAGAGGAAGUUGACAAAGGAGCCUAAAGACAGCAGCUCAGCUGAUGAUGAUGUGCCCUUGAUGAACCUCAUUGCCAAAAAGAAACCACCAGUCAAGAAAAACACAAAGAAGAAAACUGCAGCGCAAGGCAGAGGGUCAAAGAGACGAGAGUCGACAAGUGAUAGUUCAGACGAUCAACCCUUGAUUAAUCUUGGGAAAAAGAAGAGCACGGACAGACAAACAAGAGUCCAACUGAAGGCUUCACCUGCGAAGAAGAAGAAAAAUGCAGAGUCGACAUGUGACAGCUCAGAUGAUGAACCCUUGAUUAAUCUCGGGAAAAAGAAAAUGGCAGACAAACAAACAAGGAAGAACAUGAAGGCUUCUCCUCCAAAGAAGAAAAACAUAGAGUGGACAAGCGGCAGCUCAGAUCUUUCUGAUGGAAGCUCAGACUACGAACCCUUAGUUAAUCUUGUAAAACGGCGAAGCACAGGCAAACAAACGAAAAAACAACCGAAGGCUUCACCAGCAAAGAAAAAGAAAAACACAACUCCCAUAAAGUCAAAAAAGAAGAAUGUUUCAGCGUCCUCAAGCAGCAGUUCUGACGAUGAACCUUUGUUCGAAGCAGCUAAACACCCACAAGUGACCAAAAUCCUGAGCAUAAUGCUGGAGAGGUGUGAUGUUGAAGAAGCGAGGGACAUAGGCCUGCACAAAACCAGUCCAGUGAAAAAGAUUGCGGAAAAUUUCUCGAAGAUCAACUCGGAGAAAUCAUCAGAAGAAGAAUAAGCUGAUGGAAUACUGGUUAUGUUGUUUUUUAGUUUAUGUUGAAGAUUUAGGACUUCAAAAGUGAAAAUGUUCAGAGAGAUCGCUCCUUAAAAAAUCCCAGUGGUAAUGUUAAGUGCACAUCUGUGUUUUAUAUACAGUACAUACAUGUUCAUUUAAGGUGUUGUUCAUUGUACUCCCUUUCUUUUUAAACUUUUGGACCAGAUUUGGUAGUUUUCCUAAAAAAAGGUUUGAUGUCGUCUUCUAUGUUGGUUUUAAUGUUUUUGAUAUUGUUUGCACUAACUGCAUUCUCUGUGUUUUUUUUAAUGUUUUUUAAGACGAGUUUAACAUAUUGAUGUAAGUGAGAUUUGUGCUUUCAUGUGAACUUCUGACUGUGAUUGUCAAGUCAAUCAAUUGUUUUUGCACACUGAAAUGACAAAUGUGUUUAUUUGAUUUUUGACUCAAUUCAAUUUUUUUACAUUGGGCUGCUUUGGGGUAUCUUACCAACAACCAGCAGUUGUUACAUUUCUCAAAAGAGAAUUUUAUUGUUGGACGAUUAUUUAUAUUGUUCAUUUAUUCAGAUGUAAUAUCUACUUCAAAAUAAAAACAAGGGUUCAAACUA
Messenger RNA from Eleginops maclovinus (Patagonian blennie), 2692 nucleotides. RefSeq names its product nucleolar protein dao-5-like. The transcript is spliced from 14 exons. Lineage: Eukaryota; Metazoa; Chordata; Actinopteri; Perciformes; Eleginopidae. Bases 292 to 2094 code for a protein of 600 amino acids. The record is from RefSeq and is a predicted model, not a curated record.